Molecule: messenger RNA, 1986 nt
Organism: Coregonus clupeaformis (lake whitefish)
Lineage: Eukaryota; Metazoa; Chordata; Actinopteri; Salmoniformes; Salmonidae
Product: mucin-5AC-like
Exons: 5
Coding region: 1-1986 (661 amino acids)
Source: RefSeq, a predicted model, not a curated record
AUGACGACUAAAGCUGCUCCCACAACAACCACUGUUUCCCUUACAACAACAACAGCUGUUGGUUUGAUUACAACAGUUGUGGCUACAACACCAGCCAUCCGCACAACAACCACAGCUGCUCCCACAACAACAACAGCCACAGCUCCGACAACCACAGCCAUCCUCACAACAACCACAUAUGCUCCCACAACAACCACAGCAAAUCCAACGACCACAACAGCUUCCUCUACAACAACGCCAGCUGCUCCAACAACUACAACAGCUUCCCCUACAACAACCACAGCUGUUCCCACAUCAACCACAGCUGCUACCAAAACAACCACAUCUGCAUCGACAACAACCACAGCUACAGCUCCGACACCCACAGCCAUCCCCACAACAACCACAGCUGCUCCCACAACAAACACAGAUGCCCCCACAACAACCACAUCUUCCCCGACAACAACUACAGCAGCUCCAACGACCACAACAGCUUCAUCUACAACAAUCACAGCUGCUCCAACAACAACCACUGCUGCUGCUAUGACAACAACAACGAUGACUACAACUGCUCCUACAACAACCACAGAUACACCAACAACAACAACAUCUUCACCGACAACAACUACAGCAUAUCCAACGACCAAAUCUGCUUCCUCUACAACAACUACAGCAGCUCCAACACCAACCACAAAUGCACCAACUACAACCACAGCCACAGCUCCGACAACCACAGCCAUCCUCACAACAAACACAGCUUCUCCCAUGACAACCACAGCAGAUCCAACGACCACAACAGCUUCCUCUACAACAAUGACAGCUGCUCCAACAACUACAACAUCUUCCCCUACAACAACCACAGCUGUUCCCACAACAACCACAGCUGCUACCACAACAACCACAGCUGCAUCGACAACAACCACAGCCACAGCUCAGACACCCACAGCCGUCUCCUCAUCCACCACAGCUUCUCCCAGAACAACAACAGAUGCACCCACAACAACCACAUCUUCUCCGACAACAAAUACAGCUAUUCCUACAACAACCACAGCUGCUGCUAUGACAACAACUUUUGUGGCUUCAACAACUAAAGCCGACCCCACAGCCACAACAGCUGCUCCCACAACAACAUCAACAACAUCAGAUGCUAUGAUAACAACAGCUGCGGCAACAACAACAACACCUUCUUCCACAACAACCACAGCUGCUGUUACAUACACCAACAACAACAACAUCUUCCCCGACAACAACUACAGCAGAUCCACCGACCACAACAGCUUCCUCUACAACAAAUGCACCCACACCAACCACAUUUUCUCUGAAAACAACUACAGCAGCUCCCACAACCACAACAGCUGCUGCUACACCAACCACAUCUGCACCAACAACAACCACAGCCACAGCUCCAACAACCACAGCCGUCCACACAACAACCACAGCUGCUCCCACAACAACCACAGAUGCACACACAAGAACCACAUCAUCUCCGAACAUAGCAGCUUCCUCUACAACAACCAAAGCCAGCCCCACAACAACCACAGUUGUUCCCAUAACAACCACAGAUGCACCCCCAACAACCACAUUCUCUCAGACAACUACAGCAGCUCCCAUAACCACAAGAGCUUCCCCGACAACAACCACAAGAGCUUCCCCUACAACGACCACAGCUGCACCCAUGACAAUCACAGCUGCUCCCACAUCAACUACAUCUGCACCGACAACAACCAUAGCCACACUGCUGCUAACAACAAAAACUGUGGUAACAACAACCGUACCUCUGCCCACAGCAACCACAGCUGCUGCAACAACAAUCACAGAUUCACCGACAACAACCACAUCUGCUCCCAAAACUACAGCAGCUUCUACAACCACAACAACUUCCAUGACAACAAACACAGCUGGUCCAACAGCGACCACAGCAGCAGCAAUGACGUCUACUGCUGGGGAUACAACAACCAUAGCUUCCCCCAAAACAAGCACAGCUGCUGCUACGACAAAUACCGCUAG